Rhododendron vialii is the source of this 1767-nucleotide messenger RNA. RefSeq lists its product as uncharacterized. Gene Ontology annotation, molecular function: DNA-binding transcription factor activity; protein binding. The record is from RefSeq and is a predicted model, not a curated record. The coding region runs from base 29 to 1597 and encodes 522 amino acids. The transcript has 2 exons. NCBI's taxonomy places the organism in Eukaryota, Viridiplantae, Streptophyta, Magnoliopsida, Ericales, Ericaceae.
GGCGAUCUACGCUUGUAGGACUUGUAGAAUGAACAAUUUUAAUUUGGACUCUCUUCUCCUCAUCAAAGCCGCUCCCUUUCCAGCCCAUCAUCAUCUCCGUCUCUCGAUCAAUCGAUUAAUCUUAGAGGGUUUAGUACGGAUCCCUCCAAAUUCAAUUGCUCUUUGUGUCCUGUUCCGUUUCUUUUUGUCAAACCCUGAUUCGAAGAAUCGCUCAGUGAUUUUCUCACUGUCGGACCAAAUUAGGAUAUGGGUUCUCAAAUUCUUUGAUUGGGGCCAAAUAUUCUCUCAAUCCCUUGUGUUUUUCUAUUUGCCGAAACCGGUAACUGGGUCUAUGGCUACGCCUAGUAACGGUGGAGACUCGGACGAGGCUAUUCCACAGUCGUUACCGCUGCCCUCGUUCAUGGCAUCCUGCGCUUUGAGUAACUCAGCGUUGUUGCAGCAGUUUCAGCAGUUGCAGCUGGAGGACAUCGUUGACCAGUCGCCGUGCUCGGCGAGUGCCUCAGCGUUGUUGCAGCAGUUGCAGCAGGAGGACAUCGUUGACCAGUCGCCGUGCUCCGCGAGUAACUCAGCGUUGUUGCAGCUCUUGUACCAGUCGCCGUGCUCUGCGAGCAACUACGCGUUGUUGCAGCUGGAGCCGGAUAUGCUAUAUGGUUACAUGAGUGAUGCGUCAGAUAUGAGCGGGCCCACAGAUUUUAGCGGGGCAACAUCGAGCGGGGCCACAUGGUAUGAUGGAAGUUGUGAAUUUAACUUGCCCCCAUUCUGGGAUGACCCAUUCUGGGAAGAUGUAGUCCCGCCUGAUGAAGUUGAGGAAGUAGAAACUCGGAGAGAGGGAAGAGGGGAAGGUGAAAUGGAAGAGGGACACCUGAAUUCCGCCGGGUGCUUGAAAAAGGGGAAAAACACAUUGGGGUAUGAUGAAGUUGAGGAAGUAGAAACUCGGAGUGAGGGAAGAGGGGAAGGUGAAAUGGAAGAGGGACACCUGAAUUCCGCCUGGAGCUUGAAAAAGGGGAAGAGAAAGGUAAGGAGCCCAAGAGGAGAGAGAGGAAACAAGAAAACAACUGGAGCUAGAAUUGAAAUUUCUUUGGAUGAUAUCUUACAAGUUGAAAAAAUGCGUCUUCAAGAAGCUGCUAGGCACCUCAAAGUUAGUGCAUCUACACUGAAGCGUGUUUGUCGAGAGCAUGGUAUCUGCAGGUGGCCACCUCGCAUGGGGAAAAAUCAUAUCAACCAAUCUGGCCCCAGUGAAUCUCUUUUGGCUGUUGAUCAGGAGGGAAUCGCACAACAGAGGCCCGAUACGCCAAGGUCCGAUACGCCAAGGUCCGAUACGCCAAGGUCUUCUAACACAAAUAGUGUGAUUAUAAAGGCAAGAUAUGUGAAUGAUUGUACAAUAAAGUUUCGGCUGUCUAGACCUUGGGUAAUGGUAGAGCUAGAGCAACGAGUACAAAAAAGGCUAAAACUCGAGGCUGGAACUUAUUACAUCAAGUACAAAGAUGAAGAUAAUGAUCUGAUUAUAAUAGCUUGCGAUGAGGACUUACAAGAUUAUAUAUCCAGCUCAAUACCGCAAGGCUCCACUUCUAUUGAGGUACUUCUGGUGCCAAAGUAGCUGAUGAUUUUGGCGUUGACCAACUUGAAUCUUGGUAAUUAAGCAUUCCCCCCCUUCCUUUGUGACUUUGUAACAGUGUUUAUUACACAGUAGAUAUGUUUAGACUAUCCUGUUCUAUUGGAUAAGUACUGCAUUAAGAUUUUCUCAAAUGACAAAAGUAUUUGUGUUUC